Molecule: messenger RNA, 930 nt
Organism: Serendipita indica DSM 11827
Lineage: Eukaryota; Fungi; Basidiomycota; Agaricomycetes; Sebacinales; Serendipitaceae
Source: the annotation of a GenBank genome assembly
AUGGUAUCUCGUCGAUACGUCUCCGAGGACUUGGCAGCAGUCCUCUGGAAGAAAUCCGAAGAGGCUUGCCGUUCACUAAACGACGAAAUUCCUCAAAUGUACAAUGCUGCAGAAGUCAAUAUCUACAUUCAGGAGAUCAACGAGACUUUGGUCCCACUUUCCAUCGAGUUCAAGUCGCGAAUAGACGAAGUCUCAGGCAAACGGAUAUGGGCACUGGUCAACACAGUUGAAGGUGAGAUUGCUAAAGUGGCCACAGAAUACACUCCUGCCGAAAUUGGGCUUUACAAAGCUGUCAUUGAUCAUAUCGUCCUCGCCCCUCGUGACUCGUUCUGCGUUGGAGAGAUUGCCUGUCUUCGUGAAGCGUCCUCAUUGAAGCCUAGCAUGCCCAAAUCGCAAGCAGAAGCAACUCUCAAAAACUUCGUAGCCAACGGAUGGCUAUACAAGAGCCCACGAGGAAGAUAUACUCUGUCGACUCGAGCGUUGAUAGAACUCGAACUCUAUCUGCGGCGUACAUACGAGGACGAAAUAUUCGACUGUGCACACUGCAAAGAAUUAUGCACAUUAGGGAUCGCAUGCGACAGCCACCUCGACGAAUGCGACACCUAUCUUCAUCGUCAUUGUUACGACCUCCUCCGCCGUACGACACCACGACUCAAGUGUCCAAAUUGUGAAGCAGACUGGACCAGACGAGGCGCUGUUCGAGAUAUAGGAGAAGAGUCACUCCCGGCCGACUACGAUGACCUCAAGGCUCGCAAACGAAGGAGCACCAUGCGUUCAGAGGCAGUCGAAGAAGAGGAAGGAGAAGACCAAUUAGAAUCCUCUCAGCUUGAGCGCGAGGCAUCUCCCCCACCCACCAAGCCUCAGAGGAAGGGAAGGCACUUGCGAAAGACGCAGAAGACGCAACAAGGCAGUGACGAGGAUGGAGACUAG